AUGGCCUCCACCAUGAUCCAGACCUCCGGCUUCAUCCUGGGCCUGCUCGGGGUGAUCGCCGUCAUCGCCGCCACGGGCAUGAACAACUGGAGCAGUCAGGACCGCGAGGGUGACGUGGUCACCUCCGUCUACACCUACAAGGGCUUGUGGCAGACCUGUGUAGUGGAAACCUCGGGUUUCACAGAGUGCCGGGCGUUCUACACCAUCCUCGGGCUCCCAGGUACCUUCCAGGCGGUAAGGGCCUUGAUGAUCGUGGGCAUCGUCCUGGGUGCCAUUGGCGUCCUCAUCUCUAUCUGCUCCCUGAAGUGCAUCCGCAUGGGCACCAUGGAGGACGGCGUCAAGGCCAACAUGACCCUCACGGCGGGCAUCAUGUUCAUCGUCGCCGGGAUCUGUGGGAUCAGCGGGGCCUCGGUCUACGCCAACCAGAUAGUGAGCAGCUUCAUGAUGUCCACGUACAACCCCCAGAUGGGCGGAAUGGGAGGAAUGGGAGGAAUGGAAGGGAUGGGCAUGGGAGGAAACCUCGCCCCCAGGUACACCUUUGGGCCCGCCCUUUUUGUAGCCUGGGUGGGAGGGGCUGUGCUGCUGCUCGGCGGCGUUCUGAAGUGCCUGGCAUUUAAAGGGUUAAUGCCAGAAAAGUCACGCUAUAAUGCUGUAGCGUACAAGGCCCCGCCCCAGAACCAGCGCGUGUACGAGGACUCCAGGGCUGAAGAUGACAGGCGGGAAAAGCAUUUCGUUUAAGCACUGAAGUUUGAAUUGAUUGAUUUUUUUCUUAUUAGCAUUUUUCUCGUCAAAUCAAUAUAUUAGUGGUUACAAAGUAGUGUUUUGCUGUCAAAAUGCUGUCACAGAUAUAGCAUCCUACAUUAUAUAUGAGCAUUUUUAUAUGAGUACUUAUUUGUUUGGUCGAAUUUUAUUUUAUCAUUUCACUGUAUUUGCCAUAUUAACAGUAAGACUGUAUAUAAGCUGGUUUUACAAAAAUGUAUGUUUUCAUCUAUUGCCUAUUUGUAAUGAAUUAUGAAUAUUUUAACAAACUCUGUAAUGAAUUUGCAGCCAGCUAAAGAAUUACUUCAUUACUUAUAACUGAAAUCCGAUAAAGAACUACCGGAUUUAAUUUAUAAUUCAAUUUUAAUAAAAUAUGCAGUUACGGUGGUUUGCCUUCUUAUGGCUGUAUGAAUAACUGGGACUAAAAUAACCCACUAAGUAAAUGAAGCU
Messenger RNA from Brienomyrus brachyistius, 1209 nucleotides. RefSeq names its product claudin 18 (gene cldn18). Gene Ontology annotation, biological process: cell adhesion; bicellular tight junction assembly. Gene Ontology annotation, cellular component: bicellular tight junction; plasma membrane. Lineage: Eukaryota; Metazoa; Chordata; Actinopteri; Osteoglossiformes; Mormyridae. Bases 1 to 738 code for a protein of 245 amino acids. The transcript has 5 exons. The record is from RefSeq and is a predicted model, not a curated record. Gene Ontology annotation, molecular function: structural molecule activity.